Messenger RNA from Mycena citricolor, 4062 nucleotides. The record is from the annotation of a GenBank genome assembly. NCBI's taxonomy places the organism in Eukaryota, Fungi, Basidiomycota, Agaricomycetes, Agaricales, Mycenaceae.
AUGCCUGCCAUCCGGGGCCGGGGAAGCGCAGGGUCCAGGGACGUGGACGGGAACGGGCACGGGAAGAACGAGCAAAGCACACCCACCAGGCCUGUUUGCGUGGGCCUCCUUCUGUUCGCUUCUUUACACGCACCUACGGAUACACCUUGCUCCUUACCUUUCCACACCCACCAUACUACUUUCUUCGCUCCCCUCCCCACCACCUACUCUGAACCCAAGACUCAUUUCCCUGGCCAACAGCACGGCAUGGACACCCUCCGCACCCUUGUGGGCGGCUCGUCCGUCGUGGACGGGAUGAAGCUCGUCGUCCUCGGUGGCACGGUCGAGACAGCGAGGCGGAUGAGCAGUUCUGCAUGGAGCCAUUUCGUGAACUCUUUCUUCCUCACUGCGCACUUCUCGGAGGAGGAUCACCCGUACGACUGGCUGAUGCUAUGGCUCUCGCGACGCCCCGAAUGGCAACGUUCGCGGGAAUUCGAGACGACUACUCGGGCAGCACACGCGGGCCAGGCCGGAUGGGAGGAAGAGGACAUCACUUCUUCGUCGUACUUCGACCCUUCUCCCUCCUCAUCAUCGGUAUCCACUCCCUCACCGCCCUCCAAAACGCGCGUGAUCUUCCAACCGACAUUCGACUCUACACACACAAUAUUUUGGCGCGGGCACUGGCUGCGGGUCAAACGUGGAAGAGGCACCGACGGGGGCGAGGUCCUCAGCGUCAGCGUCGUCGCUAGAUCGAACGAUGUGCUCAAGGCACUUGUGAUGGUUGCGAAGCGGGAGUAUGAAGCGGAGGCGGUGCAUCGUAUCCAGAUUUUCUUUGCUGACCCGCAUGGGAGCUGGAGGUGGGCCGAUGCCCGGCAUAAGCGCCCCAUGGGAAGCAUCGUUCUCGACCCUGGCGUAAAGGAAAUGUUAUUAGGUGAUGCACGUGAUUUUCUUGCGAGCGAGAAGUGGUAUGCGGAUCGGGGGAUCCCGUUUCGAAGAGGAUAUCUUCUGCACGGUGUGCCAGGGUCGGGCAAGAGCUCUUUGAUCCAUGCGAUCGCAGGAGAGCUUAUGCUCGAUGUGUACGUCGUAUCGCUGUCGAGUGCUUGGAUAAGCGACAGCGUAUUGAUGAGUCUCAUGGGUCGGGUUCCAAAGGGUGCCAUUCUGCUCUUAGAAGACCUCGACGCUGCGUUCACCAGAUCCGUCUCCCGCACUGAUUCUGGCGAUGGACAAGGAGAAGGCCCCGAGCUGCCCGCUGGUUCGAAGCGGCGUGCCAGGGCCGAGGCUGCUAAUGCCGCCAACGCCUCUAAUACAAUGAGCGACCUGAACACCCUUAGCUUGAGCGGGCUGCUCAACGCGCUGGAUGGUGUGGCCGCUGCAGAGGGCCGGAUUCUUUUUGCCACGACCAACCAUCUCGAGAAGCUUGAUCCGGCAUUGUCUCGACCGGGGCGGAUGGAUGUGUGGGUCGAAUUCCGGAAUGCGAGUCGCUGGCAAGCGGAGGCUCUGUUUAGAAACUUUUUCCCAGAGGAAGAACCGGCUGCUUCUGAUUCUGAGGAUGAUAUCGUGCUGGAUGGGAGUGCCCUUGGGACCAAUAUGCGCUCGGCGUCAUCCACCUCUUUGUGGUCUGACACCUCCUUCUUCUCGUCUUCGUCCUCGUCGACUCCAUCCAUCCCUUCGACCCCGUCAACAGACCCGUCGGUCCCCGGACUGCCCCAAUUCGGAAGCUCUAAUAAGACAUUCCUCCCACCGCCCGUGGCUCCGGAGAUUCUUGCGGCCCAGCAUUCCGCUCGUCCGCUAGACUCGCGGACCCUGGCUGUCCUUGCGCGGACCUUUGCUGAGGCUGUGCCGGAAGGCGAGUUUAGCGUCGCUGCUCUACAAGGAUACUUGCUGAAGAACAAAUCGCGCCCGGCGGCUGCGGCGAACGAGGCUGCGGCAUGGGUUGCUGGUGAGCGAGAGAUGCGUGAGAGAAUGGCAAGGGAAAAGGAGGCGAGAGAAGGCAGAGAGCGGGAGGAGCGUGAGAAGAGACGGGCCAAGAAAGCUGCGAGAAAGCUGAAGAAGAAAGCUGACGCGACGGCGGCAGCGGCGACCGCAACAACUGCCGGUGCACCUGCAGCCGCAAGUCCGACGGUGACUGCACCUGUGCCGGCGGUCCCGACGGCAUUGCCAGCACCAACACCAGCAACUGUGGCAACUACUGCGCCCGGACCGCCAGCUCCUGAGACCACUGCGCCAAUAUUCGUUCUGGAACCGACAGCUGCAGCCCCAGUCGCAGGUCCGCCGCAAGUUGCACCUCCUGUGCUAGCGCAAGCUCCAGCGGUUCUACCAUCCGCAGCCGCACUCCCAAUCCCCGAUCCAACACCUCCAGCUGCCGUCCCAUUUCAUGAUGCGUUGCCGCAAGUCUCUACAUCCUUCUCGGCCUCUCCUCCCAUGACAAUUAAAGAAGAUCAGAAUCGAGUUCACAGUGUGCUCAACGCCGACAUUCUUCUCGCGAUCUUUCGUGAGGUGUUGGCAGAGAAGGAUGCAGGCGGCUCAUUUGUGCUGCUACCACUCCUGCUCGUCUGCAGAAGUUGGUACACACUGCUGGCUUCGCAGACUAUUUCGAAUAUCUGGUAUCGGACUUGCCCAGCACGGAACCCCAAACGACUACAGAAUAUGCUGAGGUUGUCCAACACCGCCCUACUGUUGUUCCAGAUCGCUGUGUAUUGUGACGACGCCGAGGGUCGGUCGGAAGGUCGAUGGGACGACCGCAUGAUGAAUAUGAUUGUCCCAGCCUCCAUUCGUGUUCAAGAACUGGUGAUUACUGGAUCGACUGAACUGGGCACUGGCUUCCUGUCCAUGUUGGCUCCUCGACCGUUUCUGUCGCUGAAGGUCUUCUGCGCGUUCUUUGCUGGUCGAGCGCCGGCUUUGCAGAACUUGACAGUAGAAUGCGCGCGCAUCUUGGACUCUCGGCAUGAAAUGCGUAGUCUCACACGCCUCGUUCUCUCAGGUAGUGCGCCGCAGAGAAUCUUUCGUAUGCUAUCCGCCUUGGAGGCCUGCCCAGCACUCGUCAAAUUGCGUCUCAACUUGAAUGUGGUGGAUGCUAUCGGUCAACCACGGUCUGCUCCGGUGCAAUCGCGCGUGCAUCUCCUACAUCUCAAGCACUGCUCCAUUACGGGCCUUGCGCAUAUCUGUGCCAUGUUCCUCUCCAGGGUCGUUGUUCCUCCGACCGCUCGGCUGCACGUCCUCGCUCCCAGAAUCCCGGGCGAGGACGGAAAUGACGUCCUCGAUAUCAUGGACGCUUUCGGGCGACUUGUCGGAGAUGUCCUCGCACCACCCCUGGAAUCCCUGCGGAUCUGCGCGCUCACUCAAAGGGGUCCUGACCUGCAACCCUGGAUGCCCGAUCCGACCGACAAGUUCGGCCUUGUUCUUGCGAUGCGUGAAACCGCCGAACGCUUAUCGCCUCCCAAUUUUUCCUCGACCCGAUUCCGAUUCCGCGUCCAGUUCCAGACGAUCGAGAAAACAGAUGCCGGGCGUGUGGUGCGGCAAUUCGUGGAUGCUGUGACAGGGAUGCAUAUCACCAUGCUUGACGCACGAUGCACUUAUCCCGCGAUCCCCGCUUCCACUUGGGAGACGGUGUUCAGCUCCCUCGACAAUCUAAAUUGGCUUCUCUUCGUAUGCAAUUAUACGGCCAUCGAAAUCUGCGCGGCCAUCCGCGAUAGUCUAGUGCGUGGACUCCGAGUCCUACCCAGCUUGGGUCGUAUCCUAUUAGAACCUUGGAAGGACAGAAGAAAUUUCGCGCCACAGAGCGUGCUCGCGGCGGUCGGUGGUAUGCUCGCAGGUUUGGAUCGUCAGGGGAGACGCCCGAACGUGCUCGAGCCUGUCGAUUGCCCGCAGCGCCCCCGUGCAGGAUGGUCUACCCCGCCUCCAUGGGGUGUGGACUUUGACGAAAUUUCUGACCUCGUCGGGGUGCUUCUACGUCUGGGAAAGCCGUGGAAUCCGCGGAAGAUUCGCGAAGAGUGGCUCGAGACUGAGCGGGAGGCCGAGGAAGAUUCUAUUUCCGGAUUUUCGGCACUGUCCGUGUCUUUCAGAGAAUCGCGCCUGAGCCCCUGA